AUGUCGAAGGAUUUCACUGGUUUUAAGUCCAAAAGGGUGAUGCCGCACGAGACCCCGGACCUAAAGGAGCACUACGUUGUAGGGAAGAAGGUGCUGGCAAAAGGGGACGUGACCACCACCUACGUGUGCACCCACAAGGAGACAGGGAAGGCUUACGCGUGCAAAACCAUCCUAAAGGCGAAGCUGUUGAGCCAAGAGGAGUACGAUGAUCUGUGGAGGGAGAUUCGCAUCGUGCACCAUUUGUCGGAGCACCCAAACGUGGCGAGGAUACAGGGAAGCUAUGAGGACAAGUUUGGGGUGCACCUUGUGUUGGAACUGUGUCGUGGGGGUGAUCUUUUCGAUAGGAUCACUCAGAAGGGGCAUUACAGCGAACGAGAGGCUGCCAAGUUGAUGAAGACCAUUGUUGGGGUGGUGGAGGCGUGCCACUCUCUUGGGGUCAUCCAUAGGGAUCUCAAGCCUGAGAAUUUAUUGUUUGAUACCCGUGACAGUGAUGCCACCAUCAAGGUCAUCGAUUUUGGCUACUCUGUCUUCUUUAAGCCAGGAGAAACUUUUAGUGAUAUAGUAGGAACUUGCUACUAUAUGGCCCCUGAGGUGUUGCGCAAACAAUCUGGACCGGAAUUGGACGUAUGGAGUGCUGGUGUUAUACUAUACAUCUUACUGAGUGGGGAACCACCUUUCUGGGAUGUUGUUAUCUUCUUUGUCCCGGAGUUACGUUCACUUUUUAUAUUAUCUUCAGAAAGCGAAGCAGGAAUUUUCAGAAAGAUUUUAAAGGGAGAUAUUGAUUUUGUUUCUGAUCCGUGGCCAAGUAUCUCAGAAAGUGCUAAAGAAUUGGUGAAACAGAUGCUAGUUAGGGACCCUAAGAAAAGAAUUUCUGCUCAUGAAGUUUUAUGUAACCCUUGGAUUGUUGAUGAUGCUGCUCCUGACAAACCUCUGGAUUCUGCUGUUUUGACACGCCUAAAGUAUUUCUCAGCAAUGAAUAAAAUUAAGAAGAUGGCAUUAUGGGUCAUAGCAGAAAGACUUUCAGAGGAAGAAAUAGGUGGAUUGAAAGAGUUAUUUAAAAUGCUUGACAAAGACAACAGUGGGACAAUAACUUUUGAGGAACUCAAGGAAGGUCUGAGAAAUGUGGGCUGUAAUCUUGUGGAAUCUGAAAUCAAAUCCCUUAUGGAAUCGGCUGAUAUAGACAAUAGUGGAACUAUAGACUAUGGUGAAUUUCUUGCUGCUACACUGCACUUGAAUAAGAUGGAAAGAGAGGAAAACUUGCUUGCUGCUUUUUCUUAUUUUGAUAAAGAUGGUAGUGGUUACAUCACCAUUGAUGAGCUUCAGCAGGCUUGCAAGGAGUUCAGCCUAGGUGAUGUCCAUCUGGAUGAUAUGAUCAAAGACAUUGAUCAAGACAAUGAUGGAAGAAUUGAUUAUUCGGAGUUUGCAGCAAUGAUGAGAAGGUGUGAUCGAGAUAGUAGAAGCAGAAACAUGAUAGGCAAUUUGAACUUUAAUAUUGCAGAGAUAGCUGGAAUGGAAGAUUCUUCUUCUUGA
Molecule: messenger RNA, 1530 nt
Organism: Sphenostylis stenocarpa
Lineage: Eukaryota; Viridiplantae; Streptophyta; Magnoliopsida; Fabales; Fabaceae
Source: the annotation of a GenBank genome assembly